Aspergillus uvarum CBS 121591 is the source of this 279-nucleotide messenger RNA. RefSeq lists its product as uncharacterized. Lineage: Eukaryota; Fungi; Ascomycota; Eurotiomycetes; Eurotiales; Aspergillaceae. The record is from RefSeq and is a predicted model, not a curated record. The coding region runs from base 40 to 252 and encodes 70 amino acids. The transcript has a single exon.
CCGAGAGACAAGAUUCUGUUGGAAACAAGGUGCUCUUGCAUGGUCCAGGCACGGCUAUGUAUCGGCUCCAUAAACCCCAGAGCUCGGGAGGUCCGUGUACGAAACAUCUCUAACAUCACGCAUCCUUGCACUCCGUCCCGACGAUAUUUGAAUGGGAGGCAGUAUUUCAGCUCGUAUCGCGCAAAUUUGCCAGCGUCUACCUCAUACAAAAAAGCCGUCGGACGCAGUACUAGCUUGGGCGGCAGAGAUUAGUAGCCUAGCGUUUUUGAUAAAUCUGGU